This is a messenger RNA of Equus quagga, 3448 nucleotides long. RefSeq names its product polypeptide N-acetylgalactosaminyltransferase 3 (gene GALNT3). The transcript has 11 exons. Bases 585 to 2486 code for a protein of 633 amino acids. The record is from RefSeq and is a predicted model, not a curated record. NCBI's taxonomy places the organism in Eukaryota, Metazoa, Chordata, Mammalia, Perissodactyla, Equidae. Gene Ontology annotation, cellular component: Golgi apparatus.
ACAGAAACGGAAACCACUAGCUGCGCUGAAGUGACUCAAGUGAUGAAAUCAAGACUACAUGGGAAGGAAGCUCACCCAAGAGCUCACGAACCUAACUGGUGACAGAAGCUGCUGAACCCUGCUGGAGGAAACUACAUGAGCCGACAGCUGCUGCGGUCAUGAGGUGGUCCUCGGCGGCACUGGGCCCCCCAGUCCCCGGGCAGCGCUCCCCUUCAUUUUGGCGAACCGUAGAGGAAGGGCAGUGUGGGAGGGAAAUCUAGACCUUCUGGCUUCCCAAGGACCCAGACUGUGUGCUGGUUACACGGUGACCCCGGCCACCAGGUCAGAGAAGGACUCGUGAAAUGUAGACUGGCCGAGGAACGCCUCGCGCGAACACCCGGCGGCGCCGACCGCGGAGAGAGCAGGCGCGGCGGCCGCGCCGGCCCGGACGGCGCCCCCGCCCGCGCGGUCCCCGGUCCUCACCUGGAGCGCUCAGGUAUUACAAUUUAAGGAAAACUUCUUGCCAGCAAAUCUAUGAUAAAAAAUAUAAGUAACAGAGGAAACUAUAACUGUUAUUUGCCAAGUGACAAGCUUUUAGUGUCAGAAUGGCUCACCUAAAGCGACUAGUAAAAUUACAUCUUAAAAGACAUUACCAUAAGAAGUUCUGGAAGCUUGGUGCAGUAAUUUUUUUCUUUAUAAUAUUUUUGAUUUUAAUGCAAAGAGAAGUAAGUGUGCAAUAUUCCAAAGAGGAAUCAAAGUUGGAAAGAAGCAUGAAAAACAAAAACAAGAUGUUUGAUUUAAUGCUAGAAGCUGUAAACAAUAUUAAAGAUGCGAUGCCAAAAAUGCAAAUAAGAGCACCUGUCAGGCAAAACAUUGAUGCUGGUGAGAGACCCUGUUUGCAAGGAUAUUAUACAGCCGCAGAGUUGAAACCCGUUCUUGACCGCCCACCUCAGGAUUCUAAAGCACCUGGUGCUUCUGGUAAAGCAUUCAAGACAACCAAUUUAAGUAUUGAAGAGCAGAAGGAAAAAGAGCGUGGAGAAGCAAAACACUGUUUUAAUGCUUUUGCAAGUGACAGGAUUUCUUUACACCGAGAUCUUGGACCAGACACUCGACCUCCUGAAUGUAUUGAACAAAAAUUUAAGCGCUGUCCUCCCCUGCCUACAACCAGUGUCAUAAUAGUUUUUCAUAAUGAAGCGUGGUCCACCCUGCUUAGAACUGUCCACAGUGUGCUGUAUUCUUCACCUGCCAUACUGCUGAAGGAAAUCAUUUUGGUGGAUGAUGCUAGUGUAGAUGAGUACUUACAUGGUAAACUAGAAGAAUAUAUAAAACAAUUUUCUAUAGUAAAAAUAGUCAGACAAAGAGAGAGAAAAGGUCUGAUCACUGCUCGGUUGCUAGGAGCAGCAGUAGCAACAGCUGAAACGCUCACAUUUUUAGAUGCUCACUGCGAGUGUUUCUAUGGUUGGUUAGAACCUUUGUUGGCCAGAAUAGCGGAGAACUACACUGCCGUUGUGAGUCCAGAUAUUGCAUCCAUAGAUAUGAACACGUUUGAAUUCAACAAACCUUCUCCUUAUGGAAGUAACCAUAACCGUGGAAAUUUUGACUGGAGCCUUUCAUUUGGCUGGGAAUCACUUCCGGAUCAUGAGAGGCAAAGAAGGAAAGAUGAAACCUACCCAAUUAAAACACCCACUUUUGCAGGAGGCCUUUUUUCCAUAUCAAAAGAAUAUUUUGAAUAUAUUGGAACUUACGAUGAAGAAAUGGAAAUCUGGGGAGGUGAAAAUAUAGAAAUGUCUUUCAGAGUAUGGCAAUGUGGUGGGCAGUUGGAGAUUAUGCCUUGCUCUGUUGUUGGACAUGUUUUUCGCAGCAAAAGCCCUCAUUCCUUUCCAAAAGGCACUCAGGUGAUUGCUCGCAACCAAGUUCGCCUUGCAGAAGUAUGGAUGGAUGAAUACAAGGAAAUAUUUUAUAGGAGAAACACAGAUGCAGCAAAAAUUGUUAAACAAAAAUCAUUUGGUGAUCUUUCAAAAAGAUUUGCAAUAAAGCACCGCCUUCAAUGUAAAAAUUUUACAUGGUAUCUGAACAAUAUUUACCCAGAAGUGUAUGUGCCAGACCUUAAUCCUGUUAUAUCUGGAUAUAUUAAAAGCUUUGGUCAGUCUCUAUGUCUGGAUGUUGGAGAAAAUAACCAAGGAGGCAAACCAUUAAUUCUGUACACGUGUCAUGGCCUUGGGGGAAACCAGUACUUUGAAUACUCUGCUCAACAUGAAAUUCGGCAUAACAUUCAGAAGGAAUUAUGUCUUCAUGCUGCUCAAGGUCUCGUCCAGCUGAAGGCAUGUACCUACAAAGGUCACAAGACAGUUGCCACUGGAGAACAGAUAUGGGAGAUCCAGAAGGAUCAACUUCUAUAUAAUCCAUUCUUACAAAUGUGCCUUACAGCAAAUGGAGAGCAUCCAAGCUUAGUGUCAUGCAAUCCAUCAGAUCCACUCCAAAAAUGGAUAUUUAGCCAAAAUGAUUAAGUGUUCCUUAGAAUUAAGGAGUUAAAAAAGGAGAUAUUUUUUAUCAUAAAACUGUGACGAGGCAUACACUGUAGUUUUUGAAAAUUAUGCAAAAGCAGCUAAUUGUAACUUAUUCCAAGUGCAUUUUUCUUAUUUAUAUCUUAAAAUGUCUAUGUAGCACUGCUACAGAAAUCCCUUAAGUUUCCGUUUCAAAGCACAAGAGCUAGUAAUACCAAAGACUAUUUUGAAAUUUCCAGAAGUAGGGGAAGAGAUGUUUACAGUAUGAUGAAAAUAAUUUUUCAAGUAAACUGAUAUUUGUGUGUUUUGUACACUUGAGGAUACGCAUAGCUACAUUCACACACAAUUUAAAAUAUUUCUUCUAGUUUUUUGGGGAGAGGGAGAAAGAUUUGAUACUGUAUUUUUUUAACUACAUAGAAAUGGAUCAGUGAAGGUCAAACAUUGGCCUUUGUGUACAAACCAGGAAAUUUUUAUAGAUCUAGAAUUUACUAUAUAAAAAUACAGGUAAACUUUUGUCACCUUUUGUUUACUUAUCUGUCAAGUGUUUCCUUAAACAUGAAAUUAAAUGCAUAAGCAGAAGAAUAUUUUUGACACUUCACUUUCUUGGCAAAUUUUAAAGUAUUUUUUAGUCUGAAACUCACUUGAAGCACUUAUGUCUUCCUUAGAAGACAUUUCUUAAAUAACUAUACUAUGUGUUUUCCCAAAGCAAUUUUAAAAAAAUUUAUGUUACUAUCUGUUGUAAAGUUGCCUUUUUCUUUCUCCUAGUCUUUUUUCUUGCCAAAAUUCGCCAAUCUUGAAUGUUUGUGAAACUGAAUUUCAAAUGCAGAAUACCUGACUCAUUUAAAGCUAAAUUUUAUUUGUUGCUGAUUCAAUUACAGAUUGUCUUUGUAAUGAAUUUUUUUCAUCCAAAAAAUAUUUCUUAUUUCUAUCAAUUUGGAAAACAAUAAAACAAGUCCUUAUCACUA